Pseudovirgaria hyperparasitica is the source of this 1784-nucleotide messenger RNA. RefSeq lists its product as uncharacterized. The record is from RefSeq and is a predicted model, not a curated record. The transcript has 2 exons. The coding region runs from base 142 to 1596 and encodes 484 amino acids. NCBI's taxonomy places the organism in Eukaryota, Fungi, Ascomycota, Dothideomycetes, Acrospermales, Acrospermaceae.
ACCACUGCGAGCUCUCUUCUUCCUUCUUCACGCUCCUCACCCUCCCUUUCUCAAUCUUGGAAGACUGUUCUCUCCUUUCGUAUAUCGAACGCCCGUUCAUUGCAUUGCAGCACGCAGUUACUUCACCACUCGCUGAUCACGAUGGCCUCGUCGGCCAGCAUUCCUUUGCAUUGCAACAUCUGUCCUAAAAAGCCCAACUUCAGCGAUGUUUCGCAUCUUCUCACCCAUAUAGCUAGCAAAGGACAUCUUUCUCACUAUUACAAAGUCAAAGUCCGGUCCACUCAUGAAGAGCCAUCACGACGCCUUAUCGAGUCCUACGAUAGAUGGUACAUUGACUGGCGAGUGGAGGAUCUCAUGUCUGAGCGCAUGAACAUGAAGGAUAAGAAGAAGUCUCGCCCUCGAUCAGGAGCGAGAAAUUCUCACAUACAGAACUCAAACUCGGCACCAGAUCCCCGCGGCAGACGUACCGGUAUCACGGCCUUGGAUCCUCGCCUCAUCAACCAACGGGUGAAAGAGGAGCCCCGACCUACCCCUCCUCCCUUCUUCGACGGGUUGUCAUAUGCUAGGCAGUAUGACCCAAGAAUGGCAAGGUUCUGGGCUGGAAUGCCUGACAAUCUCUCGACUUCAUCCUACGGAACUACAAGCACGGAGUUCGAUUAUCCAGUACAAGGGCAGGACACCCAUAGACGUGUAUAUCAUGCUCCAGAUUCGUCAGCCAUCCUUGAAGACAAUGAUAACGAUAUCGAAGAGCCCGUAUCUACAGUGGGUGGUAGCGAGUGUACCAAAUUGAAGGGUGUGUACUGGCCUGGUAUGAACAUUUUUGACUCCGCCACGCCUGAGAUGCGGCGAAAGCGGAAUCAAAAGAAAGACAUAUCCGUUUUGGAACAACUAGAAUUGAACUCUCACGAAGUCGAACCAACAGAGCUGAUCUUCACACCAAACGGUUCUUUCAAGAGGCAGAGGCGCAUAUCUGGUUCCAGCGAGGAAAGUAGCCCCCUGAAAUCGGAGCUAUCUCCACGCGAAUCUCGAUCCAAGCGUCCUGCCCUCACAGAGGUCGACUCGAACAUUCCUCGCCGUGCACGACAGGCACCACGAAAUGCUCGUCCGAAUACAGCUAUUGCCAAGCAUGACGUCUUUGCAGAUGAUAGGCUCGACUUUGGCUUAAACUACAAUUCUGCGCAGCCUAGAAGGCGAGGUUUCCAAGUUUUCAACGACCAGAAUAUACAUACGGCACAGCCAGCAGAUCUCCAUUACCUUACCUCCGAGUUUCACUAUGGUGGACCGAAUGGUACGAUCGAUGGCAGAAGUCGUGGAAAGGCACACUCCAGGGCGACGUCUUUGUAUCAUCAGCAAGAAGAAAAAGAGAAUUACGAUCACCAGCCGUACCAUUAUACGGCGUUCUACGCACCCCUUCCUGCAGCUACCACUCAUCAGUAUAACCAAUACCCAAGCGCAGGAGCUCAUGAUCUACCACCAACCAGCUUCUACAGCAACUCAGUCUUUUAUCAGGCAUAUCAAACGACGACUGAAACGCAGGGAGAGCCCCAACAGGAUGACCAGCGGACCAUCACAGCUCCACCAUCACCAGAAAUGUAGCCGAUUAGUUCUACUCGCUUUGAUACGAACACCGCUUUUCACUCAACAUCAGUCCCUUUUACAGCACUAUAUUUUCUUUCUGUAUCUCCUUGUUACUACAUUUUACAGGCGCAACUGCGAGGCAUACUGUUACGACGAUUCAAGAUAACUCGGUAUAAUUUCAUGGACCCAAGACGAGGUGGCAUACU